This is a messenger RNA of Pseudoliparis swirei, 1992 nucleotides long. RefSeq lists its product as uncharacterized. The record is from RefSeq and is a predicted model, not a curated record. The coding region runs from base 1 to 987 and encodes 328 amino acids. Lineage: Eukaryota; Metazoa; Chordata; Actinopteri; Perciformes; Liparidae. The transcript is spliced from 7 exons.
AUGUCUCCCCUCUCUGUGAGAAACGCUAAACAAGUGAUACAAGCCGGGAGCGUCGCCCUGGCUGUCACUGCUCAGGUGAUCUCAGACAUCCUCCGUUACCUGGCGAAGGACGGCAGUGUGCCCAACGCUCUGUUUAAGACCUCAUACAGGAAUGUGAGUGAGACGUUUCCCCUGGAGGUGACGAUGGACUGGUGGUCCAACAGUUACUGGGAUAUCGUGGACUUGUGGUCUAAGGCGUGGCUCUUGUAUGCAGUGGUCAACCUUUCUCAAAGACAUGACAAUGCUCCGGAAAUCCACCCCCCAACAUUUUAUCUGAUGUGGACCAUGAUAAACAUUGCAAGGAUGUGCAGGUUGCCUCUAUGGGAGCGACACGAUAUAUUUGGAGCCGUCAUACUUGAGUGGAUUCUCCCAGUCCUCAGCUUCUCCAUGCUCUACACAUCCUACUAUAACCUCAACAAGCACACGGCCUGGUUAUCCGUUAACAGCCCUCGUGUGGUCUUGUGGACACGUUACCUGACCCAGAAUGGUUUGGCCGUGUUUGGCUGGUGGUCUCUCCUGAACGCUGUGGUGGGUUUUGGCAUCGUGCUCAAGUACAAAGCCAGUGUGCCGGACCCACUGAUGAGCACCAUUGUCCUCACCAUAAUCUCCACGUUCGCUAUAAUAUGGUUCAUCCUACAGAGCUGCCUGCUAGCCAAGUACAUGCGCUACACAUUCAGCGUUUACGCCAUUCUCGUUCUGGGCCUUGGUGCAAUGUUCACCAGAAGCUAUCGCUACCACGAUCUCAGCGAAAACACAGUCUACUGCGGUUUCCUGAUGCUCCUGAUGACCGCCAUGAGCUUGAUCCAUGUCAUCUCUACAUGUUUGCACACGGCUGAAUCGAGCAAACCGGUUGCCACAGAGCUCUUGGUGACAUCUGAGGGCAGUGGGAAAGUGUGGCACACUGACCUCAGAAGCGACUACGUCAAGAACGACUUCUGCAAAAUCUGAGAAAACAAUCAAAUCAACUUACAUCGUGCAAGUGUGCACUUUACAGUAAUCACCAACAGGGGGCAGCCUAUACUCGCUCCACAUGGAGAAUAUGAUGGAUCUAACAUCGUUCAUGCUGCACCAGAAGAUGGCAUAGUGGUUCAGGCUUGUGGAGAGAUAUUGAUUGAGCAUAUGAUUCAAAACUAAAUUUCAUCAGUUAACCCUUGUGUUGCCUUCGGGUCAAUUUGACCCGAUUCAAUGUUUCACCCUCCUGUCGCCUUCGGGUCAAUAUGACCCGAUUCAAUGUAACCCUCCUGUUACCUUUAUAUUUACUAACAUAUUUUACCCUUGAGGUCAAUAUGACCCCAGCUAUUAAAAUCUCCAGAAAAUUAUUAGAAUUAAUAUUGUUUUCCAAGUUUAAGUGUGAGGUACUUUAUGUUUGUUUGUUGACUCCCGAAAGAACACCGACAUUAAACAUUGAAUCGGGUCAAAUUGACCCGAAGGCGACAGGAGGGUUAAAUAUUGAAUCGGGUCAAAAAAAUCAAAAGGAUAAAAAAAAAAUCAAAAGGAUUUGGGGGGUCCAGAGGGGUUCACAGUACUUUUUUUGUUUUUUUAGGUCAAAUCUAACAUUGUUGUUCAAAUAAAUAAAUAAAAUAAUGAACAUUGAGCUCUAAGUAUGAAUUGAAACAAGGUUAAAAAAACAAACAAUAAACAUAAUUGCUUGAGUUUUUCAUUAACCCCCGACGAGUUCAUCAAACCCCUGUCUGCCCUCUCCCACUCCCUGCCCGCAUCUCUCGCCUGUGUUUGUGACAUGAUACAGCAGAGAUAAUCACACCAAGUGUACAAGUGCCCUCUAGCUGGAUGCGGCUUUAAAGAACAGAAUAUCAAACAUGUCCAAUGGCUGUGAGCCUUUGAUGAGGAUGCUGAGCUGAAUGGAAACCAACCUCAGAUGAAAGCAGCGGAGGGGGAAAAAAAUACAACAUACAAUUAAUGUUUCUCUGGAUGUACAUGGUGACAGCACAGCGC